GGUUUAUAUUCUGUGUUCUGUUCUGUGCUGUUUGGGCUCGCAGGAUUUUGGAUUACGCUUGCAAUUUUGCAGUUUCUAGUUUGAUAAAAUAUAUAUUAAAGCUUACAAGGACCUUGAAUAUGUGCGCUAACGCUAAUUCACUCUAUAGUGCAUAGAAUUUGGUGUAAUAACCGUGUUUAAAAGUAAUCGCCUGAUAAACAAUACAGUGGUACAGUGCAGCAAGAAAAAUGAGCCAGACUCGGGUUGAGAAUUUGUGCCCUACGGCGCACCUAAGGGUGAUUCUGCCUUCCUCAAUGGAUAGCAACUUGCCUCCACCUUUUAUUGACAUAAACAACAUCCACGACAUCCCGCCGCCCCAAGCAGACUUCUCAGCACCACCGCCAUAUGAUGUGGCAGCCAACUCUAAACUCCCCACAUAUGAGGAGGUGCAGCGGGAGAAGCAGAUGGAAGGGGAAGGACAGCCAAUGCCUCCACCAAACCAUCCAACGAUCGCCGCAUUUGUCACCGUGGAGCCAACGGAGGGUACAGCAGAGCAGCUUGACCCUGAGAACAGUUUGCUUGGCACAGACAUCAUGUUCCUUACAUCAUUUUUCGUGGCAUUCCUGUUCAACUGGAUCGGGUUCCUGCUGCUCAUGUGCUUCUGCCACACGGUCGCCAGUCGCUACGGCGCGCUGGCCGGCUUCGGCCUGUCGCUGGCCAAGUGGACGCUCAUCGUCAAGCAUUCCACCGAGCUCGCUUCGCACGAGAACUCGUGGCUGUGGUGGCUCAUAAUGGCGUUUGGCAUUCUAAUCUGCGUGCGCGCAGUUAUCCAGUACCUAAACAUCAAGCGCGGCUGGCGUCUGCUCUCCGGCACUGCUCAGGAAAGACUACUGUUUUUCUACUGAAAACGCUACCCCCACUCUUAUCCCUUACCACUGUAAAACUUAUCGAGAACGCCUCGAUAUUUUGAUCGGGAAUCGUAAGGAGCGGAAAGAAAUAAGGAUCGAGAAAGAAUAGUAGGGUAGAUUCACUUUAGAUUUAUGGUCACAAGAAAAAAAAAUUUUUAGAUUGAAUCUGCACUCUAUAACACUUUCUAAGGAUGCGCUACGAUCUUGGUUUUUUUUUAUAUACUUGCAAAGUACAUGCUACUUGUAAUAAGUGUUUAAUACCUAGCUGUAGUUUCAUUGGUAUUCGUAAUUUUCGAUAAAAUAUAUCGUACCGUGUUAUUCCGCACGGUACGAAUAACGGUACAGAUUGUACCAUAAAAAUAUCGUAGUUUCACGCUAAGCCGCAUCCACACUAAAAAAAAUUGAGUCGUUUCGGGAAAAUUGUUGUGUUAAAAAGCAACAGUUUUCGUCAGUGUGGACGUCUUUAUGUAGUAAAACCAAAUGUGCGGCGAAAAUGUGUUGCAUCAAAAUAAGAUACUGAUGUGGACGCGUUUAA
Messenger RNA from Maniola jurtina (meadow brown), 1422 nucleotides. It is a transcript of the gene Ndfip, whose product is annotated as NEDD4 family-interacting protein 2. NCBI's taxonomy places the organism in Eukaryota, Metazoa, Arthropoda, Insecta, Lepidoptera, Nymphalidae. The transcript has 6 exons. The coding region runs from base 228 to 884 and encodes 218 amino acids. Gene Ontology annotation, biological process: positive regulation of protein ubiquitination; ubiquitin-dependent protein catabolic process; metal ion transport. The record is from RefSeq and is a predicted model, not a curated record. Gene Ontology annotation, molecular function: WW domain binding. Gene Ontology annotation, cellular component: endoplasmic reticulum; perinuclear region of cytoplasm; Golgi apparatus.